Molecule: messenger RNA, 2772 nt
Organism: Closterium sp. Yama58-4
Lineage: Eukaryota; Viridiplantae; Streptophyta; Zygnematophyceae; Desmidiales; Closteriaceae
Source: the annotation of a GenBank genome assembly
AUGGCAUGCACUCCCGCCUCUUUGUCUCUUUCCUCCCCAGGUCUCUGCCCCCCCUCCCGCGCUCGCCUGCCCCGUCCUGCCUUCCUUGCGUCGAAGGGCGGCAGCGCGCCGCUCCUCACUCCUCCUCGUUUCCCCCGACGACUGCUCCCCUGCAGACUCUCCACAUGGACGUGUGGGGCCCAGCUCGUAGGUGGUGAGUUCUCCUCCGACCUCUUGCGGGACUUUUGUCACGGGGAAGGCAUCCUCCAGUCGUUCACGCUUCCGGCCUCCCCGCAGCAGAAUGGGAUUGCUGAGCGCCGCAUUGGCUUAGUCAUGGAGGUCGCUCGUACCUCCAUGAUCCAUGCGGCUGCUCCCCAUUUUCUGUGGCCGUUUGUGGUCCGGUACGCUGCGCAUCAGCUCAACCUCUGGCCCCAUGUCUCCUUGCCGGAGACCUCGCCCACCCUGCGUUGGACGGGGAAGGCUGGCGAUGCGUCGCGGUUCUGGGUCUGGGGCUCCCGUGCCUUUGUCCGCGAUACCACCGCGGACAAGCUCUCCUCUCGCGCUGUUCCCUGCGUCUUCCUUGGCUUUCCCCCUGACGCGCAUGGCUGGCAGUUUUACCACCCCACCUCGCGCCGUGUCUUCGCGUCCCAGGACGUCACCUUUGACGAGUCGGUUUUCUUCUACCGUCUCUUCCCCUACCGCACUGCCCCUCUCCCCCCCCCCCCGCCGCUCUUCCUCGCUCCAGGUCCCCCUCCGGUAGACCCCCUCCCCCCUCAGGGUCCUGCUCCUUCAGCGCUGGAGGCGCUGGAGCUGGAGGCACUGGCGCUGGAGGCGCUGGAGCUGGAGGUACUGGCACUGGCGGUGGAGCUGGAGGCACUGGCGCUGGAGGCGCUGGAGCUGGAGGCACUGGCGCUGGAGGCGCUAGAGCUGGAGGCGCUGGAGCUGGAGGCGCUGGCGCUGGAGGCGCUGGAGCUGGAGGCGCUGGAGCUGGAGACACUGGAGCUGGAGGUACUGGAGCCGGAGGCAUUGGAGCUGGAGGCACUGGAGCUGGAGGCGCUGGAGCUGGAGGCGCUGGCGCUGGAGGCGCUGGAGCUGGAGGUGCUGGAGCUGGAGCUCGCCGCUGCCUGCCCCAUCUUGUCGGUCUCCCUUACAGAGCGUCGUGAGCCUGCGUCUCGUCCUGUCUCCCCUGUUCGCGCUGGUCGCACCGCUCGUCGUGUCCCGCGUCCGCGUCCUCCUCCUGUGCCAGGUACUCACACUAUGGCACUUCGUCCUUCCUCUGCUCCACAGCGCAUCCCUCUGCCGUCUCCUCCUGCGUCCUCUCUUCCUGAGAUUCCUGACCCUGAGUUUGACCAUGUUCGUGCUGCUAGCCCUACAGUCACGCGUCUUCUAGCUACAAUCGUCACUGACCCGUCGUUUGAGUCCACUACUGCGUCUGCCUUAGUUGCUGAGCUUGUCGACUUUGCUGCUGCGUGUCGUCUAGACUACGCCGCCAGUCUUGUUGCUGAGUCUGAGUCUGAGUCUGUCUGUCCUCCGUCUGUCGGGGGUGAGUGUGCUCUUGGCACGGAUGUCCUUGAGGACAGGCAGGAGGACUUUGAGUCUCUUGCGGCUGCUGUACCUCAUCUCGUGGCCUGGCUGCUUGCACCUGAGGGAGACCCGGAUGCACUGGACAUCCCGACCCCGCGCUCUUACGCAGAGGCGAUUACGGGUCCCUACUCCUCUCAGUGGCAGACAGCCAUGAACGCAGAGAUGGCAUCCUGGAAGUCCACAGGCACCUACGUUGACGAGGUUCCCCCUCCUGGGGCGAACAUAGUCGAUGGCAUGUGGAUUUUCAGGGUGAAGCGGCCGCCGGGUUCUCCGCCUGUCUUCAAGGCUCGUUACGUUGCACGAGGCUUCAGUCAGCGGCAGGGAGUUGACUUCUUCCAGACCUUCUCUCCUACCCCGAAGAUGACCACUCUUCGGGGAAGCCAGCACGAUGAGAUUUGGCUGCGCCGCCCACCUGGCUUCACUGGGUCGUUCUCUCCUGGUACCCAGUGGAGCCUCCGGCGGCCAGUCUACGGUCUCCGCCAGGCGCCUCGUGAGUGGCACAACACACUGAGGACGACACUUGCGGCUCUUGGGUUUGCUCCCUCCACUGCUGACCCGUCGCUGUUUCUUCGCACCGACACUUCGCUGCCGCCAUUCUACAUCCUCGUGUACGUCAACGACUUGGUCUUUGCCACUACUGACACUGAGGCACUCGCCCUUGUGAAAGCACGCCUCACCAUUACACUGACCCAGUCACACAUGGUGCAGCAGAUCCUUCAGCGCUUCGACUUCCAGUACUCCUCACCACAGUCCACUCCUCUGUCUACACGUCACUCGCUCUCAGCUCCACCUUCGGACGAGUCCGUAGAGCCGAGUGGCCCGUAUCCAGAGCUUAUGGGCUGCCUCAUGUACCUGAUGACCUGCACUCGACCUGACCUUGCGUACCCUCUUAGCAUCCUAGCUCGCUACGUUGCGCCUGGGAGACACCGGCGAGAGCACUGGGAGGCUGCUAAGAGGGUGCUGCGCUACUUGUGCAGUACAUCAGGCAUGGGGCUGGUGCUUGGAGGACGGGGUGACAUUGUCCUCACUGGACACUCAGACGCCUCUUGGGUUGACGACCUGGCUACGCAACGGUCGUCACAGGGUUACACCUUCAGCCUUGGUUCCGGCUCUGUCUCUUGGCGGUCUACCCGCUCUUCUUCUGUUCUCAGCUCUAGUUGUGAGGCUGAGAUCUACACCACAGCCAUGGCUGCACAGGAGUUACGCUGA